AUGGUAUGCAAAAUUGUCUCAAGCUCUUUGCUCAGGGGGUAUUCUCAUUCUUUGAAUGACUACUCCCUAUUCACUAGGGGUUCUGGUUCUUCCUUGGUUAUUUUAGCUGUGUAUGUGGAUGAUAUUAUUUUUACUGGUACUGAUCUAUCUGAGAUUUCAUCUUUAAAGGGCUUUCUACAUGAACAGUUCAGGAUUAAGGACCUUGGUUCCCUUAAUUAUUUCCUGUGUAUUGAGGUGCUUUAUUGUGAUUUUGGUGUUCUUCUUCACCAAAAGAAGUUCAUUCAUGACUUGUUAGAAUCAUUUGACUCUUCUGCCUCUUCAGUUGUUGUCUGUCCUCUCACUAUCAAUGAGAAACUACAGGCUUCUGUUGGUGAUCCUUUGCCCAAGCCUGAAGAAUAUAGAUGCUUAGUGGGCAAGUUGAAUUUUUUAACCCACACACGACCUGAUAUGAGUUCUGUUGUUCAACACCUUAGCCAGUUCCUGCAAACCCCCCGUAUUCCUCAUAUGCAGGCUGCCUUACAUCUCUUGCGCUAUUUGAAAGGGACUGCUGAUUUUGGCUUGUUCUUCAGUCAUUCUCCUGACCUUGCUUUGAGAGCCUAUUGUGACAAUGACUGGGCUUCUUGUGCUGACAGUAGAAGGGCCAUGAGUAAAGCUGCUGCUGAGGUUACUUGGUUGUCCAGAUUAUUGUUUGAUUUUGGUCUUCCUUCUUCUUCUCCUGUUCCUUUAUACUGUGAUAACCAGGCAGCAUUGCAUAUUGCUCGCAACCUAGUUUUUCAUGAGCGGACCAAACAUAUACAGCUGGACUGUCAUUUUAUCAGAAGCAAACUUGGUGAUGGGCUGAUCAGCUUGGCUCAUGUUUCUAGUGAUGCUCAAGUUGCUAAUAUUCUUACCAAGGCGCUUCCUGGGCCUGCUCAUCAUUUUCAUCUUCGCAAGUUGGGGGUUUUAUCACCCUCCAACUUGAGGAGGGCUGUUAGAGUAUUAGAAGACAAUGUGUGA
Molecule: messenger RNA, 996 nt
Organism: Nicotiana attenuata
Lineage: Eukaryota; Viridiplantae; Streptophyta; Magnoliopsida; Solanales; Solanaceae
Exons: 2
Coding region: 1-996 (331 amino acids)
Source: RefSeq, a predicted model, not a curated record